CAAGAUUCAUCCGACCCCGCAUCUGUCUCCGAUCCGACCCGGCCCGCUUCUAUCAUCAGGCAUAGUCCUUGAGAUCGAUCCGACGUAUAGUAUUUCCAUCUGCCACUUGUGAUAAAAGUGAUUUACCCGGUCAUCUUAACAAGAUCACUCUAACCCUCAAUAGUUACAGUCACUUGUUCACACCGAAUCCGACAGAAAACCUUGAAUAUAUUCCUCAUCAACGUAUACUACAUGAUGCGAGCAAUCGGGAUACGCGGUGGAAAAGGUCCUGCCACCUCCCUCUUCGUGGACCAGAUCGCCAAGCCCAUUCCUGGAGCUGGCCAGGCUCUAGUCAAAGUCCGCGCAUUUGGACUGAACCGCAUGGAUCUGCUGCAGCGAGAGGGUUUAUAUCCACUUCCACCGCAGGCGCCUGAGAAUAUGGGCGUGGAAUUCUCCGGUGUAGUUGAGAGCUUUGGGCCUGAAGGGCAUGAGGAUUUCAAGAUCGGGGAUGAGGUUUUUGGACUUGCAUAUGGAGGUGCCUACGCGGAGUACAUUGCUGUCUCUACGAAGAUGCUGGUUCAUAAGCCGGCGCAGUUGUCAUGGGAAGAGGCUGCGGGUGUGCCGGAGACAUGGAUCACAGCGUCGCAGGCGCUCUUUCUGAUCGGCGACUUCCAACCCGGUCAGUCUGUCCUCUGGCAUGCAGGUGCAUCUUCAGUCUCCAUCUCCGGCAUUCAACUAGCAAAGGCUGCAGGGGCAAAAGCCAUAUAUGCUACGGCAGGCUCAAAGGAAAAGAUUGAAUUCCUCGAAAAGGAACUCGGGGUGACAGCAGCCUUCAAUUAUCACACCCAAGACUGGUCUGCUGAAAUCCAGAAAGCAACCGGUGGAGCUGGUGUCAACCUCACCAUCGACUUUAUCGGGGCGACCUACUUCCAGGGCAAUCUGGACGUGGCCGCUCGUGAUGGCCGCGUCGUACUGCUGGGCCUGAUGGGUGGUGGCAAGCUGCCGGACGGAGUGAAUAUUGCACCCCUGCUAUUCAAGCGUAUUCGAGUUGAAGGUAGUACCCUGCGCAGCCGGGAUGAGGAGUAUCAAAGAAAAUUGCGUGACACCCUAGUGUCGCAUGCAUUGCCAAAAUUUUGCGACAAGACCUUUCGGGUAUUUGUUGAGAAGGUUUUUCGCUUCGAGGAAAUUGAGCAGGCGCAUAAGUUGCUCGAGAGUAAUACAACCAAGGGAAAAAUUGUUUGUGUGGUUGAGUAGAACCAAUCCUAUGACUAAGGAACCGAUGUUGAACUUGGAAUUUGUUGGAUUGUCGAUUCGACAAUUAAAACCCCCCAGCCUCUUUGCCUCAGAGCCAAUGUUCAAGCCUAUCAAAAUAUUUUGCCACUGCUGGAACAAAAUCGUAAACAGAUGGGACUCGUCUGUUCCGUAUCAAGUGUGUUUGAUCAUUUAGUAUAUGUGUCAUGUUUAAAGUUAAAAAACUCGGGAAUUCUUCACAAUUUCCGACAUAACUCCGACGGUUCGGGUCUAACAGCUCAGAAAACAAUCAUCUAGCUGUUAUUAUUUAAUUUAAAUUCUGUUUUUAUGUUUAGCUUUUUAA
Talaromyces proteolyticus is the source of this 1573-nucleotide messenger RNA. RefSeq names its product quinone oxidoreductase. The coding region runs from base 232 to 1233 and encodes 333 amino acids. The record is from RefSeq and is a predicted model, not a curated record. The transcript has 5 exons. Gene Ontology annotation, molecular function: oxidoreductase activity. NCBI's taxonomy places the organism in Eukaryota, Fungi, Ascomycota, Eurotiomycetes, Eurotiales, Trichocomaceae.